Vigna unguiculata (cowpea) is the source of this 1373-nucleotide messenger RNA. RefSeq lists its product as uncharacterized. NCBI's taxonomy places the organism in Eukaryota, Viridiplantae, Streptophyta, Magnoliopsida, Fabales, Fabaceae. The record is from RefSeq and is a predicted model, not a curated record. Gene Ontology annotation, biological process: mRNA splicing, via spliceosome. Gene Ontology annotation, cellular component: U2-type spliceosomal complex; RES complex. Gene Ontology annotation, molecular function: RNA binding.
AUGGUAAAACGGGCUACUUUUUUGGGCCCGGCCCGCGGGCUAGCGAGCUGGCGGGCUGGCCCGCCAGUUUUUUCUGAUCUGUAUACUUUUUGGCCCAAUCAGUCAGAUUUUAAUUUUGAAUUUUUUCACAUCUAUGUUUUGCGUGGAUCUGUGGCACUCGACCUUUCACCUCCGAGGAAAAUCAAGAAGAAUGUUGCAAGACCUGGUUUUUCUGAUUCUCAGCGCCAUUCACCUCAAGAUCUAUCUCCUCCUCGACGCAGUCGUCAUGAUUCUCCUUCUCAAGAUGCUUUACAUGGAUCUGAAGUGUCAGACCUUUCACCCCCAAGGAAAAUUCAGAAGAAUGUUGGAAGACAGGGUUCAUCUAGUAUUUCAGUUAAAGUUGGUUCACAUUCAUCUUUGGAUCUUGAACUAGCUCCACCAAGGAGAAAUACUCAGGAAUCAUCAAAUCCAGCUAGUAAAACAGGUCUAAUUUCUGGUAAGGAUAUCAGUGACGAGAUCGAGAAAAAGAAGAGGGAUGAUAUGUUGAGAUUUAACCAGAUGGACCCUUCCAUAAGUGGACGGGGUGCUGAACCUGUAUAUCGUGAUAAAAUAAGAGGAGUACGCAUUUCAAAGGAGGAAUACUUGAAAUCAAAACAGAAAGUAGAAGAAAAACCCAAGGAGAUAGAAAUAGAAUGGGGCAAAGGCUUAGCUCAAAAGCGUGAAGCUGAGGCUAGGCUGAAGGAACUAGAACUUGAAAAGGAGAAGCCUUUUGCACGGACCAGAGAUGAUCCUGAACUAGACAAAAUGUUUAAGGAGAGAUUAAGGUGGGGUGAUCCCAUGGCACAUCUAGUAAAGAAAAAAUAUCCAGAGCCUGUUCUUCCAAACUUGGGGGAGAAUGAGAAGAUGAAAGAAUCAGGCUUUGUAGUCCCACAGGAUAUUCCAAAUCACAACUGGUUAAAAAGAGGUUUAGACGCCGCACCAAAUCGGUAUGGAAUAAGACCCGGACGACAUUGGGAUGGUGUUGAUCGCAGUAAUGGGUUCGAGAAGGAUAUGUUUAAGAGAACAAAUGAGAGACAAGCUAGAGAUAGAGAAGCUUAUCUUUGGUCCGUCUCUGAUAUGUGAAAAGUGGCAGUACAAUUACACAAGAGUAUUAAGGAAUGUGAUGUUGACAUGUCCAUAGAAAAAUUAUUGAAAAGAUGUAUCUAUCUUAGAAAAUCUCCAUUUGGUUUGAUCAGCAUUGUGAUAUUUUCGAGUUUUUAAGAGGUUAUCACAUUGUUGUUCCAUGUAAUUUAGAUCAUUUUUCACUACUGUAGUUUGAAGAUGACUGUCUUUCUCGAGUUUCCUUCGAACUUUCGGGGAUCAGUGUUGUUAAUUAAAGCUAAAAUUGAUUUUUA